GCUUUUCUAUUUUGUGUCUCCAUGGAGGUGGCAAUCAUCACUCUUGAGGUUGCUUUGAGAUUCGUUUUGGUGCCAUGUGCCACUUCCUCCAACAUAUGUUUCUUGUGUUUAGUUGUGGCAUUGGGUAUUUCCUCUUUGGGUUGGGUUAGGUCCACACCAUGACAACUUUUUAGACAUAGGCCUGCCCCCCUAGUAGCUCUCUACCCGAGUAAAAAUGUCAUGCAGCCUCGAUUUUCGACCCAAUCAAGUGCUAUUGUUACAUAAGGUGCUGCACUCUUCUUCAAAAUCCCAUUCCAUAGUUAGAGAGUUCUCAAUGUUCCCUGCUUCCCCCGUUUUGCAUUCUGAUUGUGGGGAACCGGUAGUUAGGAGAUUUUCUACCGAUCCAAGAGAUCAUGGGCGCCCUUUCCUUCGCUGUCCAGUGGGGUACGUGAGAGGGAACGAGGAAGAUCUGGUGGACGAGGAUCCCAUGGCGGAGAGUGUUCUCAACUGCAACACAUGGAUGUUCGAGGAAUCGCUCAUCCGAUAUGCUCGCGAGGUCGAGCGGCUGUGCAUCAUGCAAUCCGUCACCGAGGUCCAUGACCCAAUCGGACAUGGAGAGAGCUCGUCAUCGUUUUCCGGGCGUCUCCAGAUUGAGAAGAGCAUGAACACACCGCCCCGCAGGGUCUGUGCUCUCUACGCGAUGCCGUUUGUCGCAGGAGUUGGUGCCUGAAGCAUUAUAGCUGCCCUCAUAGCUUUGGCGUUCUUGUAGUUGAAGCUUGUUUAUGAAAUUUCGCUUGGAAAGUAGGGUUCCAUGAGGAUGCGUGUGUGGCGAUUGCCGAUCCCACAUACGAAAUAUUUUUCUCUUGAGCCGUAGUUUGCAAGGUUCCGUUCGUAGUUUCUCUGGGAAUUGAUUUUCUGCAUCUAUCUAUCCGUCUGUUGAGGUGUUCUAAAGGAUUUUUAACGGGGUUUUGGAUUUGUGAAUGCAUG
Lolium perenne is the source of this 966-nucleotide messenger RNA. Lineage: Eukaryota; Viridiplantae; Streptophyta; Magnoliopsida; Poales; Poaceae. The record is from RefSeq and is a predicted model, not a curated record.